Xyrichtys novacula (pearly razorfish) is the source of this 9519-nucleotide messenger RNA. NCBI's taxonomy places the organism in Eukaryota, Metazoa, Chordata, Actinopteri, Labriformes, Labridae. The record is from the annotation of a GenBank genome assembly.
GUUGCCCUGUUCCUUGCUAACAUGACGCUAAUGUUGCAGCAAAGGCUCAGGUACGUUGGUAAAAGCUGCUGAGUGGGUGUGAAUCUUUGAUAGUGGUGGUUUUAUUUUUCAUUUAUUAAAACGUACAAACGAAAGCAAAAGGAAUAACGCCUCUGAGGUGUCUCGCUGUUGCUGCUGAGGAGAAAAUGAGGACGUUAACAACAAACGGUACGGAUCCGCUGGACGCCACCAGUUCGCAUGAACUCGCGUCCGCUGUAACGUCUGGUCAUUUCCAGCGCAAAUUCAUAAGUCUUUUCUAUCCCAGAAGCGUCCAACGUGGGCCUUUUAUUGAGCGUUUGCCACAUUUUCUUCUAAGUGGAUGGUUAUGACAGUGAGGAAGAAAGAUGCUGAAAAGUAGCGCUACCGGUUGGGUUCGCGACGCUGGAAAACACAUCAUACCUUGAGCGGCGAAACGGCCACAUGCAAUACACAAUGUAUGGGAGCGAACUUUUUCGCUCGCCUGUUCGCUUCACUUGGUCCCAUGUUUCCGUUGAUGCUCAAGGGUACAUAACCUUAUUUUUAAAGGCAUAAAACGGGUUGUGUCUGUCUAACAGGGGUUCUAAAUUCGCUCUUUCUCUGUUGAGUCACUGACUGUCAAGUCUCGGUCAAAUCUGUCCAGGAAGCUCUUCUCCUCUAAUGUGGGCUAAUGUCAUAGCUAGCUGACUGAAGAACUACCGUUAUCAUUAAAUUGUAGAGCCAGUUGUUCAUUCACAUUGUGGCUCGUAUAAAUGGACACUGGGUUUAUGUUUCUCUUGUUUGUUUUUGCAGAAUGUUGAGGGAACGACUACAGGUUGGCUACUACUAUACUAUCAAACGGUUUAGUUAUGUACUGAUUAAAGGAAACCUUGUGACACCUGUCUGGAGAGGCCUGUAACUACUAACAUGACCAUGAUCAAUUUCAUUUGUUCUGUGUUACCUCUGUUUUGUGUUACCUUUCAAGAUCCCGACCUCGAGAAGACAUACACCAAUCAGUGAUGGUUAUGGAUAAUGAUGGACAACCCUGCUGCCAAUCAGAGUCAGACACCCAGUCAACCAUGGGCAGGGCAGAAUGGCUGGUCCCCAGCUUCACCUCAAGCAGCUCUUUACAACCCUCUGCCAAGCUUUCAGCAUUUGAAUCUGGGCUCUCCUUCUGACCAGAGACUUUGUUCGGAGCACCUGCACCAAAACAGUCAGGGCUGUCAGAGAGACAUCUCUCCAUCCAGAAACAUCACCUGUCACAGUACAGUACAGCCGUACAGCGCUGACCAGAAUGUGCAGCAGAGCAAUCCUAAUGCUUAUGUUUCAUCCAUGGUCACAGCUGCAAGUCAUGGAAAGAUUAUACCUCCAUGUUCGCUUCCUCUUACUCAUGAAGGGACUCAACCUAGGAAGCCAUUUCAGAUGCCAUUUUAUUCCCCUUACAGCCCUUACCAAGCAUCACCCUCUUGUCAGCCUCCGUACUCACACCAGGGAUCACUAAAUGGACCUCAGUCACCUCAUCAAAAGCAUCUGCCCAUCAUCUCUCCAUCAUUUGGACACUGUGUAGGCCAGAUCCCACAGUCUCCAACACAGCCUUUACUUUUGGAGGACGGGUCUAUCAGAUACACCCAUAAUCAUGCCUCACCCACCUCUCCAGUCCAACAGCAACCUCAGUGGGCACUUCAACAACACUCUGCAGGUAGGUCCAGCUGCCGUAUGCAAAUGACAUGCUUGUUGCAGAGGAUCUCACAAAGCACGAAUCAUUAAAAGGUCUUUCAGUGAGGACAGGCCAAAUUGUCUGUUAAAUUCAGAAAAUAACUUCGGCUCUGUCUUGUAUCACUGUAAGAAGAAAUAAGUGUUGCAGCCAACACUUUCGUUUUACUGCUUUUCUCCUUAGAAACCACAAAACAAGUCAUUCCCAGUGCAGCUAUACAGGACGGGAGCUUCACGCCACAGGUGAGAAAAACAUUCGUACACAUGUGCAAUGGUUUUUGAGAUAUCUGCAGAUUGUGGUAUCAUUUUAUAAGUCAGAUGGUUGAUUGAAAAUGGUGCAAAGACAAAAACUAUCAACUGUUAAAACUGAAAAAUGAUGUGUUAUUUUCUGUAUUUGCUCAUUUUUUAUUUGAGACAGAGUGAGCAAACAGUUUGUGGGUAUUGUACCUUAGUGUAAAAUUGGUUAAAAAAAAUUUUCAUCACCUCAAAAGAUCCAAGUAAUCUUUAAAAACCUGUUCAAAAAGAUGCAGAGCUAAAACGAAAACUGGAUGCCUAUAAUUUAUAGGCCCAUAGAUGGCACUACAUUGGUAACACACAUGACUCUGUAGUGGAAGUCACCACAUUGGCUAAAAAUCACCACGAAAAAUCGUUGUAUAUGCACACAGUUUUUCACCCCAUCCACAAAAGUACACCUGAGAUGGCACUAUUAAUGCCCAGACAAAGCCCUCAAAGUCUCAGUAUUGUUGGGACCACAUUAUAUUUGAGGUCUUGAGCAGCAGAGCCCUACAAAGUUAGUCCUCAUGUGUUAAAGAGUUAAGUUUGAAGUAUAAGCUGUUGUACUUUUCUCGCUGCAGUCUCCUAACUCUGAAUCUCGUUAUGGUUUGGACCCUGAGCUCCUUCCAAGUGCUGUAAGUUCAUUCUUCCAAAUUCACUGACCUGGCAUGACAAAUACAAUUUUCUGCCUACAUAAGGGACAUCAGGAAGGAUCUGAUAUGCACCAAUAUGUGCUGUCUUUGAAGUACAUGUUUCAGUGCAUAUUCCUGGUAUGCUAAGGCUUUAAAUUUUGCUUUAUUUCAAUGUAGUGUAUUGUAUCAGCAGUCCUGCCAGUUGACACCUGUGCGCCUCUGUUUCUCUGUCUGUCACAGGUGAAAGUGCUUGCAGAGGACACGGCAGAGUGGGAGGGCAAGGUCUUCGUUUCUGAGCCUUUUUCCAGUCUUCCUCCUCUGCCAACCACCUCUUGUAUCGUAGAGGACAGGGGUAAAACUCACUACACUGUCUGCACUUGUGUAACACAGUUCUGCUCCUUAAACAUUAGUUUUAUCCAGCUCCAUGUAAGAAAACCAAACAGCACACAGUUUUGUCUUUGUUUCAUGCAUGUACAAACUAGUUCUGAUUCUUGUGUUUAUAAACCUCUGAACCCAAAAGGUGCAGAAGAAAUACCGGGAUGGUGUACAUAGAUAUAGAUAUGAUCCCACACAGAUCGAUCGGUAGAGCAGAGGGUUAAACAGCAUUCUUUUCAUAUUGCUAACUUUGAUCGUACAGCGUCAUACUCACACCUUUCUGUCAUUUCUCUCACUUUUAUUGCACUGCAGGUAGCGCUAGUCCUCGUGCCAUCCGAUCUACAUCGUACUGUGUGCCCUGUGAAGGUCAGACUGCCCUGCUGAGCCGCCUGCCGCUGGGAGCUCUGGUCACACCUCUGGCAGAACAAAAUCCUGAAGAGGUCAGUUCCCAACAAAGUCAUGCAAACUUCUCAAAAACAGAGAAGGGGAGAUAUUCUUUUUAUUGAAGUAACCUAUGAGCUGUAAAUAAACACUUAAUAUGAAGAUAUCAGCAUGACGUCUUUUGUAUUUGUGUGUCUCUAGAAGCCCCUGCCUGAGGUGAAAGAGUCAGAGUGUGUUAGGGGAUGCGGCUGGUGUGGCGCCUCCAUGUGCCCGGCGAUGAGCUGGCAGGACUGUGGUCAGAGAUUUUACUGCCCCUUCUGUGGUAAACUCAGUGAAGGUGAGAUUUAACAUUCAGUAUCCAAACAAAAACUAAAUGCUUGAAGCUAAACUGAACAGCGGUGUUUGUCUCACGCUCACUGUACAGCUAUUAAUAGAGCACAUCUGAGACAAAUUCAGUGCAGCAAGAAACAUGAAAAAGACAGGUGCUGAAAAGAGGAACAUAAAAACAAAACAAAAAAAAACCUUUUAAGAGAAAAAACAGGAAUUUGAUUUAAACGUUUACCACUGAGUACUCACAUGAGCUGUUAAAGCCGUGGUUCUCCGAGAGAAUAUUGAACUUUUCAGAGUGUUAAAAUUGUGUCAUCAUUCUCUAACACCAUACACUAAUCUGUCCAUUUUCUUCCUGUUAUCUUCUAGUAAACCUCUGCAUUGACACAACCCCUUUUGUCUUUGACACUGAUGCUUAAAUUAAACUGUUGUUAUUCCUCUUUUAUGUCCCAGUGCCAUGGCAGCACUAUCAGCCCACCAAAGGUGUGGAGGGGGUUCGGGUGGACAAAGACAAGAGAUCUGAGCUCAGUAUGGGGUCUUAUGAGAUUCUCAACUCUGAGAAGGUUAGUCUCCUUUUCGAUUAUUGUCAAUAUUUGCUAGCAGUACCUAAAAUGAAUUAAAACUCAGUCAAAACUGAGACUUAAGAUGCAGGUCUUGAGUUUCUUGUUGAAAUAUCAACUCUCCGUGCUGCCCUCAGGUCUUCAGCUCAGCUUUUUCACAGAUGAGGGCUGUGAUAGUGAAAAAAUGCAUCACCAUGAUUGAGCUUUAGAAACCAGUAUGAAGGCUCUCACAGCAUCAGACUACUUAAAGCUUUAUAAACCAAUAAAAGCCCAUUAAAUCAACUCUAAAAGAUGCUAACAGCCAGUGCAAAGGCUUUCAGAUUAGUGUGAUGUGAGCUCUUCUUUUGGUCUGUGUGAGCAGGUCUGAGUUUUACAGCAGCUGAAGCUUCUUUACCCUGUAGAAGAUUCAUGUUAAUGACAAAACAUGACUUUACUGUAUUUUACAUUGAAUAAAUCAAAAGUGUAACUGCACCUCUAAAGUGUUAUUUAAGUACAUAAACUUGUCACGAUAGAUAUUGAUGUUUGAGAUCAAUAUUUGCUUUAUGUCAGGGGGAACCUGCUGCUCUGCUCCUGGCCAUCGAUGUGUCUGCUUCAGCAUUAAGAGGAGGACAUUUAGAGUUUGCAACACAACAAAUCCUCACUCUGCUCACCUCUUUGAAUAGGUAAAACUCGCCCCCUCCUCACUUUGUACUUAUGCUUCCUCAAGAACCAGCAACAGUUGUCCAUGAUUGAGUUUCCAGCCAGCAAAAGUUUGAAAAGGUUUCUCCCGUUUAUGAAGGGAGGAUGGGGAGGACUUGUCAGACAUCCGUGUCGGUUUGAUGACGUACGACAGCCACAUCCACCUUUAUGACCUCAGCCCUGCUUUGUCCCGCCCACACAUGCUGGUCAUCACAGAGACAGAGGACCUGCAGCUUCCUGUGAGGGAGGGGCUUCUGGUGUCCCUGAAGGACUGCAUAGAUGGAAUCGACAGGUUUGAAAAGCUUACUGACCAUUUUUCCCUCAUGGGUUUUUCUGAGUCUGUAUGCUGAGUGAUGUGGAAAUGUCUCCUCUGAUGGUUUUGUGCACCUCUUUUAUAAAUGAAAUCUCUUGUUCUUGCUUUAAGAAGCCAAAGUUCACAAAGUUCUUGGGGUGAAGGCAAAACCGUGAACUGUUGUUGUCGUGUGUUCAGUGUGUUGCAGCUGAUUCCUCAGUUUGCUGCAGAGGGUGAUAAUCCUCAAGGAGUCCCUAUGGAGCUGCCUGUCAAAGCAGGACUGGCUGUGCUGCAGGUCAGUACGAUUUAACCCCAUCUGACAUGACUGGGGGCCCAAAACUAAUUCUCCUGAGACUGUUAGUGGGCUGUGAGACAACACCGCUCCACUUGACGUCUGGGUCUCAUCUCAACCUGUACGGAUUAUAUUUUGCAUACCUGGCUACCAACCACCUGGCUGUGUUGCUAACUUCUUUUGUGUUCACAGAAAAUAAAUUCAAACUUGUGUGGCACACAGACUUGAUUGUUUUUGUGUUUCCAGGCUCUGAAUUGUCCUGGAAAGCUGCUGAUCUUCCACACUGCCCCUCUGGUAGAGAUGGCCAACACAAACUCAUCCUCAGGGUUUUUUGGAUCCAACAAACCAAAGGUACUGACUGCACACACAAACACGAACUCGGCUAAACUCGUGAAACUAUCAGUGUUGAAAGGUUAAUUUAAGGGGGAGCAUUUUUUCCAGACUUGCAGGACUGUGCGUCUGCCAGAGUUUUCAGUUUCUGUUUUUUUUACAGUCUAUCUUUCAACCAUCGGAGUCUGUCGUCACAUUGGCCAAGCAGUGUGUCAGUCAGGGCUGCAGCAUUCACCUGUUACUUCUCUCCAAGCAAGAUGUGGGCGGGGCUUGGCCGGGGCACAUUCCAUAUCUAACAGGUGGAGCUCUCUACACCUACAGCCACUUACAGGUAGGUCAACAGCUACUUAGAGCGCUUGCAGGGAGUGAAGAUUGUCAUGUCUUAAGUCUUAACCUCAUGGCUUUUUUUUUUUUUCAUCUUCACUGCAGGGAGAAUUGGACAGGGAGCGUUUCAGCGCUGAUCUGAAGAGGAUCAUCGAGUCGGAUACAGGCUACAAGGCUGAGCUCAGGAUUUUUGUCAGCAAAGGUGAGAGUUUUCUUAGAGUGAGUCUCUUUAAAAACGCCUGUGAGUCCCUUAUUCAUACCUAUCCUAUCAGAUCUACGAGUGUCGGGCUGUUAUGGACUUUUUCUCCCGGGGUCCAGCCCCAGCCUGGUCAACAUGGCAACUGUUGAUGGGUUUACGACGCUGGCUGUGGAGCUGGCACACACCAGGACUGUGGAUGAGACGAGGGGUGUAGCCAUACAGGUGGGUCCAUGUUGAGUUUUGCCAAAAUUGGACCAGCAGUGGGUUUGAUUUAUGAACUUUAGAGACUCAAAGCUAUAAGUUGAGCAUCUUUCCUCUCUCUUGUGUUUCAGGCUGUUUUGUCUUACUGCACUCAGUCGGGAGACAAAAGGACCAGGGUUCACACUCUGACCCUCAGAUGUUCACGCCAACUACAGGACACUUUCAGGCAGUACCAGGCCCAAACGCUGCUCACCUUCUACUGCAAAAAAAGUUAGUUUCUUACACUUUUGAUCAUCAUCGUGAUAAAAAAAACAAACCUAGCUCUAUAGCAACACCAGUCGAUUCAAUUCAGACUGUGAUUAUCUUGAAAGUUUACACUUCAAUACCUUUUUGUCACCCCUGUAAGGGGACUGAAAUAUCAGUAUAAACUGCAGAGUGAGGUAUUUCAUUGUGCUAAAGUACCGGUGUACUAUUAAAUGAAUGAACCUAUUGGAGUUGCUUUGAUCGACGUCUAAAUUUAGGAUCAGCGGAGGAGCAAGGGCACAAGUUUACCAGCAAUUACUCAUGUUUAGUGGAUCUGCCUGAACCCCUCAAUAUUUGAUGCUACUGAAGGCUGAGUUCAACCUUUGCACUGGACAUUAGCUGGAUGGAUGUUCCAGAUGUUGUAGAUUAAGAAACAGAUACACAUCUGCAUAAAAACUGCACAUUGCUGAGCACAGUGGUAGUCUUUGCAGGAUGACAGUUCAACCUUUAUCUCUCAGGGAAGCCUCCAAGAUCAGACUGUUGAUACACGCACACCAGUAUGAGUCAUAGUCCAGAUUUUAUGAUACUGAUUUAAAAAUUCUCAAAACUGAAAAAAAGGAAAAUAUCAGUGUUUGCUGAGGAAUGAAUAAAGUUUGAGGUGUGUUUGGUGUGUUUUUCCAGUUUAUUGCGCUGUGUUGGAGCGCCCUCUACAGGAGCUGAGGGAGGAACUGCAGACGGAGGUGACGGAAGCUUUGGCGUCUUAUCGCAGACACUGCUGCUCUGCAUCAGUGUCUGCUGGACAGGUGAGAACACCAACUCUCUCUGAAAUCCAACUGUGCAAUAUCCUCUAUUUUUCACCGAUUUGAGUACCGUUCUGUGUGUGUGUGUGUGUGUGUGUGUGUGUCCUGUAGCUGGUCCUCCCUCAGUACCUGCGAGCUCUUCCCGUCUACAUCAACAGUCUGAGAAAGAGCGAGGUGCUGCUGCCGGGCCUGAGGAGCUCCAUCCACCAGCGGCUGCAGCAGCGCUGUCAGGUGCUCAGCAUGGACACCUGCAACACCUGCACACACUUCUACCCUCUGCUGCUGCCUCUGGUCAGUACGAUCAGAACUCACUCAGACAAUCAAAUACACAUGCUUGCUCUGACAGACUUUGGGGGUCUUUUGGUCAUAAUAGUGUCGUUUGCAGAUCAUGUGAGGGCUGACAUUAGAAAACCAGCUCUUCUUUUACACCAAUUGCAUCCUGGGCCUUAUUUUUGAUUUUAUUGUGAGCACAUUUGUUGUUUUGCACUCUCACAUCAACCAAGGGGUGUCCCAAUUCUCUGUAAGGUUAAAGGGAAGGGCUAAGGGUUAGGGGUACACAGCCCUUGAAACAAAGACAAACUGGGUCCUCACUUGAAAGCAAGGGGCAAGAUUUUGAUAUGAUUUUCAUUGUAAUGAAACUCAUGCUUUUUACCAGAUAUUUAACCCUUUGCUACUCCAUGUAAAUAUUAGCGAUGUUUUCAAUUGUUGGCAUUUUAAAAUCACGCUAUUACAAGCUAGCUAACGAAGCUAUAGCUAUAGAGGGAAGGGGAAAGAGUGACAGUUGGGAUUGGCCCUUAAUCUGAAGGUCUCCCUUGUUUGUCUCUGCAGCCGCUCUCAGCCGACACCUCCAACCCUCCAGACUCAGAGGAGGUGCUGCGCUGCUCUGCGGCCAGCCUGGAGCCCAGACAGCUGUACCUGCUUCAUGCACCCCUCACGCUGCUGCUCUGGGUGGGCACACAAGUCCCAGCGAGCACCUUGGUAGAGCUGUUCAACACCAGCUGCUUUUCAUCUCUGCCCUCCGGAGAGGUGAGAGAUCACACUCUUUUCAUUUGUAUGUUGAUCUGUGCAGUUCUGAAUGCUCAUGUACACUUAUGUUUUCAGACGAAGCUGCCUUUUCUGGAGAACCCUCUGUCAGUCAGCGUCCGAUCCCUCAUCUCCAAACUGAACUCUCAGUCCCCUCGUGCUCGCAAAGUAAGCUUCUACCAAUAGCUGCUGUCCUGUCCAUGGUUUGAUACAGCCUGUGGUCUUGACUCAUGGUGCUUCUGCUGUGUGUGUGUGUGUGUUUGUGUGUGUGUGUGUGUGUGUGUGUGUUUUCUGUCUCAGCUGUGGGUGGUGAAGCAGGGCGACACCUGCGAGGAGGCUCUCCAGCGCCACCUGGUUGAGGACAAGAGCCCCAAUGGAGGAGCCUCCUAUGCAGACUUCCUUUACCAUCUCCACGUCAACUCAGUCCGGCUUCUGCAGUGACUUUACACACACACACACACACACACACACACACACACACACACACACACACACACACACACACACACACACACACACACACACUUAAACACACUUCUACACACAUGCGUAAAUCCUCUGACCUCUCAGGCUGUGGAAUGACUUUAAAACAGAACUGCAGUGUAGAGUAUCUAACCAGAAAAAAACAAAUGUAUGAUGAUUACAAAAUCACCGCAUGAGAGACAUUUCCAGAUGUCAAAGAUUUUAUUUAUUUAUUUAUUUAACGGCUGCUGUGAUUUGUUUGGUGUGAUGAAUGUGAUCCUUUCUGUUCUGAAAAUGUGUGUUUGGUGUUAAUUUAUCCCUGUGAGUGUGUGUGGGAAGCCCACAGUACUUACUCUGUGUGUGCAUCAUCUCCAUAAAUAAUAAAUAAAGGUUUUAACUCAACCUCUGCUGAAGUUUGUU